CCGAAAUAGAAACUUCGUCGCCUCGUCGCGUUGUGCGACACACGAUUUCAGUAGCAAAUCAGCCAGCCAAGCCCGAAGCUCACUAGAGUCGCUCUCGUCUGGAUUUAAAUUUAUAAAAUUUAAAAGUUCUUGUUCUAAACAAAGCAACAUGACCAUCAAGUCGAUCAAAGCACGUCAAAUCUACGAUUCUCGUGGUAACCCCACCGUCGAGGUCGAUUUGACCACUGAGUUGGGUCUGUUCCGGGCAGCCGUUCCCUCUGGCGCCUCGACUGGCGUGCAUGAGGCUCUGGAGCUGCGCGAUAACGACAAGGCCAAUUACCAUGGCAAGUCUGUGCUGCAGGCUGUCGGCCAUGUGAACAACACUCUUGGCCCUGAGCUGAUCAAGGCCAAUCUGGAUGUGACCGAUCAGGCUGCCAUUGAUAAUUUCAUGAUCAAGCUGGAUGGUACCGAGAACAAGAACAAGUUUGGUGCCAACGCCAUUUUGGGUGUCUCUUUGGCCGUGGCCAAGGCUGGUGCUGCCAAGAAGAACGUGCCCCUGUACAGGCAUCUCGCUGAUUUGGCUGGCAACAAGGAAAUCAUUUUGCCUGUGCCUGCCUUUAACGUCAUCAAUGGCGGUAGCCAUGCUGGCAACAAGCUGGCUAUGCAGGAGUUCAUGAUCCUGCCAACUGGCGCCACCAGCUUCACUGAGGCCAUGAAAAUGGGCUCUGAGGUGUACCAUCACUUGAAGAAUGUUAUCAAGGCCAAGUUCGGCUUGGAUGCUACCGCAGUGGGUGAUGAGGGUGGUUUCGCACCCAAUAUUCAGUCCAACAAGGAGGCUCUGUGCCUCAUCAACGACGCCAUUGCCAAGGCUGGCUAUACUGGCAAGAUCGAGAUCGGCAUGGAUGUUGCCGCAUCUGAGUUCUUCAGGGAUGGACUCUACGAUUUGGACUUCAAGAAUCCCCAGAGUGAUAAGGCACAGUGGCUGUCGCCCGAAAAAUUGGCUAACUUGUAUCAGGAGUUCAUCAAGGACUUUCCCAUUGUGUCCAUUGAGGAUCCCUUCGAUCAGGAUCAUUGGGAUGCAUGGACCAAUCUGACUGCCAACACCAAAAUUCAGAUUGUCGGUGAUGAUUUGACUGUCACAAACCCUAAGCGCAUUGCCACUGCUGUCGAGAAGAAAGCCUGCAACUGUCUGCUGCUUAAGGUCAACCAGAUCGGUACAGUGACGGAGUCCAUUCAAGCUCAUUUGCUGGCCAAGAAGAAUGGCUGGGGCACCAUGGUGUCUCACCGUUCCGGUGAAACCGAGGACUCUUUCAUCGGUGACCUGGUCGUUGGUCUUUCCACCGGUCAGAUCAAAACUGGCGCUCCAUGCCGCUCGGAGCGUCUAGCCAAGUACAACCAAAUACUGCGUAUUGAGGAGGAGAUUGGCCAGGGCGUUAAGUUCGCUGGCAAGAACUUCAGGAAACCACAGUAAAUCUCGCUUCUUAUAAAUUCCAAUAAAACACCAAGCACCCACUCGAAUGAACAAAUACCAAAGCAGAAAGCGCAAACGCAAACUCAGGCGCAAGCGCCCAAGUAAAAGGUGUCCAUUUGGUGUAGAUUUGUGUCUGGCGCACAAUACAAACCGAUUUAUUAUGCCCCAAAAUUGCAUCGUUAUUUAAACAAAAUUACAUAUAUUUACUGUUAUCAGUACUAUGAUACACACACUAUUUAUAUACACGUAUGUUUGGGUUACGCGAAGAUAUUUAACCAGAUGUACGGCGCUUUUAGCAACAUUAUCAGUGUGAAAAUUAAAUAAAGAUUGACCUCUCAACUCCCUUAUAUUAUUGUAACUGGUUCGCAAUGUUAAGCAUUGAUUGUGCAACUUUAUGUAAAGCAGCGCAUAAAUUUCUAGAAGCAGACAUAUAAUACAUUUUAUUCAAGUGUUAGUAGAUGUGAAAUAAAUAUUGUUGAAAAUAUA
Messenger RNA from Drosophila mojavensis, 1936 nucleotides. It is a transcript of the gene Eno, whose product is annotated as enolase. Gene Ontology annotation, biological process: glycolytic process. Bases 149 to 1450 code for a protein of 433 amino acids. Lineage: Eukaryota; Metazoa; Arthropoda; Insecta; Diptera; Drosophilidae. The record is from RefSeq and is a predicted model, not a curated record. The transcript has 3 exons. Gene Ontology annotation, molecular function: phosphopyruvate hydratase activity; magnesium ion binding. Gene Ontology annotation, cellular component: phosphopyruvate hydratase complex.